GCCGAGGUUGCUGCGACUGCCGCUGCAGCGAACGCUUUGCUAGAAAACUUUAGAACCACACGGGCUUAUCUCUGAGACGCAGCGACCGACGGCGGAAGCGUCCUGUGCCCAGGGGAGCAGUGUUUGACAACUUGCACAAAAGUGCUCUCUCAACAAGCAGCAACUACAAAUGGGCAAGCGCGGCAAGGAGCGCAAGCGCAAGCGCGCCGGGCUGACGCCGGAGCCCGGCGCCGACGCCGAGAUCGAUGCCGACGACCCCCUCGGCGGCCUGUCGGAGGCCGACCUAACAACAACGAUUCGGACGCUCGAAGUUCUAGGCCGGGACGCGGCCCUCUUCAAGUCGCGGCCCUUCAAGAAAUUACGAGCGGCUUUGGCGCCCUGCGCCCUGGCCUUAAUUGGACAGGACGCGACUGACGACCGGCAGCGCAGGAAAUUGGAGCGACCCGUCCAGGACGAAGAUGAAAGAAGAAGGGUCAUGGACCGCGACGCGAAGAAUCGGACGGCGCUGCGGAAAGAACGCUUGGAUCGCCUGGCGACGGCGGGCUUGGUCGCGGACGGUCCGGCCCUCGCUCCACAAUUACUCCUCACCGACGGCAAACAAGAGGAUUCUCUGAAGCGCGCCGUCGCCUGCUACUGCUGCAAGGCGCCCUUCUCGGAGCUGCACCACUUCUACGCGGCGCUCUGCCCCGCGUGCGCUUCAUUAAAUUUCGAAAAGCGGACGCAGACGGCGGAUCUAAGAGGGCGGGGCGCGCUCGUGACGGGCGCGCGCGUCAAGAUCGGGUUUCGCGUCGCGCUGAAAUUACUAAGGGCCGGCGCGACGGUCGUCGCGACGUCGCGCUUCCCCGCGGACGCGGCGGCGCGCUACGCGGCCGAGGCCGAUGCGGAAGAGUGGCGCGACCGUCUGAGAGUCGUGGGCUGCGACUUCCGGGACUUGGGCGCCGUCGAGGCGCUGUGCGCGGCCGUGCCGGAGCUGCUGGGGUGUGGACUGGACGUUCUCGUGAACAACGCGUGCCAGACGGUGCGCCGGCCCCCUCAAUACUACGCGCAGACCGUCGCGCGGGAAGCGAAGCUACGGAAGGCCAUCGGCAACGCGUCCUUACCAUUACUCGAGGGGCCGGCGAUCGCAGACGCGAAUGAACCGACGGCGGACGUGUCGUUGAUGCGCUCCUGGACGGCCAAAGCUCCAACGACGUCGGAUCCGGCGUUACGGGCGUUGCUCUGCGUCGCGCCCGGCGACGACGUGCGCGACGAUGCGGCCUUCCCGGAGGGCCGCACAGACGCGAACGCCGAUCUAAGUGAACAGCUCGACCUGCGGCGCGACAACUCGUGGACGCAGAGGAUCGACGAGAUCUCGACGCCCGAAUUAGCUGAAGUGUUCGCGAUCAACGCCCUGGCGCCCUUCGUCAUCAACUCGAAGCUCAUACCGGUACUUAAGGAUGGCGCGUCGAACGAAAGACGCCGGUUCGUGGUCAACGUCUCGGCGAUGGAGGGCAAGUUCUACCGCCACAAGCAGCCGACGCACCCGCACACGUGCUGACUCCGUGUCCUAUCUACAUUUUUGGGCUCGCGUCGACGGCGACUGCUGGUCAUCACACAGGAACAUGGCCAAGGCCGCGCUCAACAUGAUGACGCGGACCUGCGCCGCGGACCUCGCGAAGGCGCACGUGUUCAUGACGGCCGUCGACACGGGCUGGAUCAACGACGAGAAGCCCACCGGCCGCGCCGUCGAGCACGCCCGGCGCCACGCCUUCCAGACGCCCCUCGACGAAAUAGAUGCUGCCGCGCGGAUCCUGGACCCGGUCCUCGGCGGCCACGAGCCGCCGCUGCACGGCGUCUUCCUCAAGGACUACGCGCCGUGCGAGUGGUGA
Molecule: messenger RNA, 1868 nt
Organism: Pelagomonas calceolata
Lineage: Eukaryota; Pelagophyceae; Pelagomonadales; Pelagomonadaceae
Source: the annotation of a GenBank genome assembly